AUGCGGAAGGAGCUGGGCAUUGCGCCUUUCUGCCCUGGCAUGAAGAGCCCCAGGCCCCUACUCCUGCGACCAUUGUUGCUGCUACAGCUGCUGCUGCUGGGGGCUGGGGUGCCAGGCGCCUGGGGUCAGGCUGGGAGCCUGGACCUGCUGAUCGAUGAGGAGCAGCCAGCAGGCACAUUAAUUGGGGACAUCAGUGCAGGGCUUCCAGCAGGCACAGCAGCACCUCCCAUGUACUUUAUCUCUGCCCAGGAGGGCAGCGGCGUGGGCACGGACCUGGCCAUUGAUGAACACAGUGGGGUUGUCCGUACAGCCCGUGUCUUGGACCGUGAGCGGCGGGACCGCUACCGUUUCACUGCAGUCACUCCUGACGGUGCUACCGUGGAAGUUACAGUGCGAGUGGCUGACAUCAAUGACCACGCUCCAGCCUUCCCACAGGCUCAGGCUGCACUGCAGGUACCUGAGCAUAUAGCUCUUGGAACCCGUUACCCGCUGCAGCCUGCUCAUGAUGCAGAUGCUGGCCACCUAGGAACCCAGGGCUAUGCGCUCUCUGGUGAUGGGGCUGGAGAGACCUUCCAGUUGGAGACACGUCCUGGCCCUGACGGGGCUCCAGUGCCUGAGCUGGUAGUUACUGGGGAGCUGGACCGAGAGAACCGCUCACACUACAUGUUGCAGCUGGAGGCCUAUGAUGGCGGUUCGCCCCCACGGAGGGCCCAGGCCCUGCUGGAGGUGACACUGCUGGACAUCAAUGACCAUGCCCCUGCUUUCAAUCAGAGCCGCUACCACACUGAGGUUUCUGAGAGCCUGGCCCCUGGCAGUCCUGUCUUGCAGGUGUUUGCAUCUGAUGCUGAUGCUGGUGCCAAUGGAGCUGUGACUUAUGAGAUCAAUCGGAGGCAGAGUGAGGGUGAUGGACCCUUUUCCAUUGAUGCACACUCAGGACUGCUGCGCCUGGAGCGGCCACUGGACUUUGAGCAACGGCGGGUCCAUGAACUGGUGGUGCAAGCACGGGAUGGUGGAGCACACCCUGAGCUGGGCUCGGCCUUUGUGACUGUGCACGUGAGAGAUGCAAAUGACAAUCAACCCUCCAUGACUGUCAUCUUCCUGAGUGCAGACGGCUCCCCCCGAGUGUCUGAGGCUGCUCCACCUGGACAGCUAGUUGCCCGUAUCUCCGUGUCAGACCCAGAUGAUGGGGACUUUGCCCAUGUCAACGUGUCCCUGGAGGGUGGAGAAGGCCACUUUGCCCUAAGCACCCAAGACAGCGUCAUUUACCUGGUAUGCGUGGCUCGGCGGCUGGAUCGGGAGGAGAGGGAUGUCUAUAACUUGCGGGUUACAGCCACAGACUCAGGCUCACCCCCUUUGCGAGCUGAGGCUGCCUUUGUGCUGCACAUCACUGAUGUCAAUGACAAUGUGCCUGUCUUUGACCGCCAGCUCUACCGACCCGAGCCCCUGCCUGAGGUUGCGCUGCCUGGCAGCUUUGUGGUGCGGGUGACUGCCCGGGAUCCUGACCAAGGCACCAAUGGUCAGGUCACCUAUACCCUGGCUCCCGGUGCUCACACCCACUGGUUCUCCAUUGACCCCACCUCAGGCAUCAUCACCACGGCUGCCUUGCUGGACUAUGAGUUGGAACCUCAGCCACAGCUGAUUGUGGUGGCCACAGAUGGAGGCCUGCCCCCUCUAGCCUCCUCUGCCACAGUUAGCGUGGCCCUGCAGGAUGUGAAUGAUAAUGAGCCCCAGUUCCAAAGAACUUUCUACAAUGCCUCGCUGCCUGAGGGUACCCAGCCUGGAACCUGCUUCCUGCAGGUGACGGCCACAGAUGCGGAUAGUGGCCCAUUUGGCCUCCUCUCCUAUUCCUUGGGUGCUGGACUUGGGGCCUCUGGGUCUCCCCCAUUCCGCAUUGAUGCCCACAGUGGUGAUGUGUGCACGACCCGGACCCUGGACCGAGACCAUGGGCCCCCGAGCUUCGACUUCACAGUGACUGCUGUGGAUGGGGGAGGCCUCAAGUCCAUGGUGUAUGUGAAGGUGUUUGUGUCAGAUGAGAAUGACAACCCACCUCAGUUUUAUCCACGGGAAUAUGCUGCCAGUCUGAGUGCCCAGAGUACACCAGGCACAGCUGUGCUGAGGGUGCGUGCCCAUGAUCCUGACCAAGGGCCCCAUGGGCGACUCUCCUACCACAUCCUGGCUGGCAAUAGCCCCCCACUUUUUGCCUUGGAUGAGCACUCAGGGCUGUUGACAGUAGCCUGGCCCUUAGCAAGAUGGGCCAACUCUGUGGUGCAGCUGGAGAUCGGGGCUCAGGAUGGAGGUGGUCUGCAGGCAGAACCCAGUGCCCGAGUCAACAUCAGCAUUAUUCCUGGAACCCCCACACCACCCAUAUUUGAGCAACUACAGUAUGUUUUUUCUGUGCCAGAGGAUGUGGCACCAGGAACCAGUGUGGGCAUUGUCCAGGCACACAACCCACCAGGUCGCUUGGGGCCGGUGAUCCUCACCCUAGCAGGCGGGGAUCCCAAGGGACUCUUCUCUCUAGAUGCAGUCUCAGGGCUGUUACAAACACUUCACCCUCUGGACCGGGAGCUGCUGGGACCAGCACUUGAGCUGGAGGUGCGAGCAGGAAGUGGCAUGCCCCCAGCUUUUGCUGUAGCUCGGGUGCGUGUGCUGCUGGAUGAUGUGAAUGACAACUCCCCGGCCUUCCCUGCACCUGAAGACACGGUAUUGCUGCCACCAAACACUGGCCCUGGGACUCCUAUCUAUACACUGCGAGCUUUGGAUCCCGACUCAGGUGUUAACAGUCGUGUCACCUUUACUCUGCUUGCCGGGGGUGGUGGGGCCUUCACGGUGGACCCCACCACAGGCCAUGUACGGCUUAUGGGACCUCUGGGGCCUCCAGGAGGGCCAGCCUAUGAGCUGGAGCUGGAGGCCCGGGAUGGGGGCUCCCCACCACGCACCAGCCACUUUCGACUGCGGGUGGUGGUUCAGGACUUGGGGACCCGUGGGCUGGCUCCUCGGUUUGACAGCCUUACCUACCGUGUGGACCUGCCCUCAGGCACCACCCCUGGAACUCAGGUCCUGCAAGUGCAGGCCCAGGCACCAGAUGGGAGCCCUAUCACCUAUCACCUUGCAGCAGAUGGAGCAAGUAGCCCCUUUGGCCUGGAACCACAGAGUGGGUGGCUAUGGGUACGGGCAGCGCUGGACCGUGAGUCCCAGGAGUUAUAUACACUGAAGGUAAUGGCAGUGUCUGGGUCCAAACCUGAGUUGGGACAGCAGACAGGCACAGCCACCGUGAGGGUCAGCAUCCUCAACCAAAAUGACUACAGUCCCCGCUUGUCUGAGGAGCCCACUUUCCUGGCUGUGGCUGAGAACCAGCCCCCAGGGAGCAGUGUGGGCCGGGUCUUUGCCACUGACCGAGACUCCGGGCCCAAUGGACGUCUGACCUACAGCCUGCGACAGCUGUCAGAAGACAGCAAGGCCUUCCGCAUCCACCCCCAGACUGGAGAAGUGACCACUCUCCAAACCCUGGACCGUGAGCAGCAGAGCAGCUACCAGCUCCUGGUGCAGGUGCAGGACGGAGGAAGCCCACCUCGCAGCACAACAGGCACCGUGCAUAUUGUAGUGCUCGACCUCAAUGACAACAGCCCCACCUUCCUGCAGGCUUCAGGGGCUGCUGGUGGGGGCCUCCCUAUACAGGUACCAGACCGUGUGCCUCCAGGAACACUGGUGACGACUCUUCAGGCCAAGGAUCCAGAUGAAGGGGAGAACGGGACCAUCUUGUACACGCUAACUGGUCCUGGCUCAGAGCUCUUCUCUCUACACCCUCACUCUGGGGAGCUGCUCACUGCAGCACCUCUGAUCCGAGCAGAGCGGCCCCACUAUGUGUUGACACUGAGUGCUCAUGACCAAGGCAGCCCCCCUCGAAGUGCCAGUCUCCAGCUGCUGGUGCAGGUGCUUCCCUCAGCUCGUUUAGCCGAGUUGCCGCCGGAUUUUUCAGAACCGGACCCGACGGCGCCAGUGCCUGUCGUGCUGACGGUGACAGCAGCCGAGGGGCUUCGGCCUGGCUCCCUGCUGGGCUCGGUGGCGCCCGACGUGCGCUAUCGUCUGCUGCGCCAGGAGCCGCCAGUGCCCGCCCUUCGCUUGGACGCGCGCACCGGGGCGCUCAGCGCUCCGCGCGGCCUGGACCGGGAGACCACGCCCGCGCUGCUGCUGCUUGUGGAAGCCACCGACCGGCCAGCUAACGCCAGCUGCCGGCGCGCAGCGCGCGUUUCCGCCCGCGUCUUUGUCACGGACGAGAAUGACAACGCUCCCGUCUUCGUCUCGCCCUCUCGUGUGCGCCUCCCGGAGGAUCAGCCGCCUGGGCCCGCAGCGCUGCACGUGGUAGCCCGAGACCCAGACCUGGGCGAGUCCGCACGCGUGUCCUAUCGCCUGGCCGCUGGCGGGGACGGUCACUUCCGGCUACACUCGAGCACUGGAGCGCUGUCCGUGGUGCGGGCCCUGGACCGCGAACAGCGAGCUGAGCACGUACUGACCGUGGUGGCCUCAGACCACGGCUCCCCUCCGCGCUCGGCCACGCAGCUCCUGACUGUCAGUGUCGCUGAUGUCAACGACGAGGCACCCAUUUUCCAGCAGCAGGAGUACAGCGUCCUCUUGCCUGAGAACAGCCCGCCUGGCACAUCUCUGCUCACUCUGCGGGCAACUGACCCCGACCUGGGGGCCAAUGGGCAAGUGACUUAUGGAGGCGUCUCUGGCGAAAGCUUCUCUCUGGACCCAGACACUGGAGUUCUCACCACUCUUCGGGCCCUGGAUAGGGAAGAGCAGGAGGAGAUCAACCUGACAGUGUAUGCCCGGGACAGGGGCUUGCCUUCUCUAUUAACGCAUGUCAUAGUGCGAGUGGCUGUGGAGGAUGAGAAUGACCAUGCACCAACCUUUGGAAGUGCCCACCUCUCCCUGGAGGUUCCCGAGGGUCAGGACCCCCAGACCCUUAUCAUGCUUCGGGCCUCUGACCCAGAUGUUGGACCCAAUGGGCAGCUGCAGUACCGUAUCCUGGAUGGGGACCCAUCAGGAGCCUUUAUCCUAGAUCUUGCCUCUGGAGAGUUUGGCACCAUGAGGCCACUAGACAGGGAGAUAGAGCCAGCAUUCAAGCUUCAGAUAGAGGCCAGAGAUGGAGGCCAGCCAGCUCUCAGUGCCACUUUGCUUGUGACAGUGACAGUGCUGGAUGCCAAUGACCAUGCUCCAGCCUUUCCUGUGCCCGCCUACUCUGUGGAGGUGCCUGAAGAUGUACCUGCAGGGACCCUGCUGCUGCAGCUACAGGCUCACGACCCUGAUGCUGGGGCCAAUGGCCAUGUGACCUACUACCUGGGUACAGGUACAGCAGGAGCCUUCUUACUGGAGCCCAGCUCUGGGGAGCUACGCACAGCUGUGGCCCUGGACAGAGAACAGUGUGCCAGCUAUGCCUUUUCUGUGAGUGCGGUGGAUGGUGCAGCUGCUGGGCCCCUAAGCACCACGGUGCCUGUCACCAUCACUGUGCGUGAUGUCAAUGACCAUGCACCGACCUUCCCCACCAGUCCUCUGCGCCUGCGCUUGCCCCGCCCAGGCUCCAGCCUCAAUACCCCAACACUGGCUCUAGCCACACUGCGAGCUGAAGAUCGUGAUGCUGGUGCCAAUGCCUCCAUUCUGUACCGGCUGGCAGGCACUCCACCUCCUGGCACCACUGUGGACUCUUACACUGGUGAAAUCCGUGUGGCCCGGUCCCCCGUAGCUCUGGGUCCCCGGGAUCGUGUCCUCUUCAUCGUUGCCACUGACCUUGGCCGUCCAGCUCGCUCUGCCACUGGUGUGAUCAUUGUUGGACUGCAGGGGGAGUCUGAACGUGGACCCCGCUUUCCCCGGGCUAGUAAUGAGGCUAUGCUCCGUGAGAAUGCACCCCCAGGGACACCUAUUGUCUCCCCCAAGGCUGUCCAUGCAGGUGGCUCAAGUGGACUGAUCACUUAUAGCAUUCUCAGUGGGAAUGAGAAAGGGACAUUCUCCAUCCAGCCCAGUACAGGAGCCAUCACAGUUCGUUCAGCAGAGGGGCUGGACUUUGAGGCAAAUCCACGGCUGCGACUAGUGCUGCAGGCAGAGAGUGGAGGAGCCUUUGCCUUCUCUGUGUUGAUCGUGACCCUGCAAGAUGCCAAUGACAACGCUCCCCGUUUCCUGCAGCCCCACUAUGUGGCCUUCCUUCCUGAAUCCCGGCCCUUGGAGGGACCCCUGCUGCAGGUGGAAGCAAAUGACCUGGAUCAAGGCUCUGGAGGACAGAUCUCCUACAGUCUGGCUGCAUCCCAGCCAGCGCGGGGAUUGUUCCACGUAGACCCAGCCACAGGCACUAUCACUACCACAGCCAUCCUGGACCGUGAGAUCUGGGCCGAAACACGGCUGGUUCUGAUGGCCACAGACAGAGGAAGCCCAGCCCUGGUGGGCUCAGCUACCCUGACGGUGAUGGUCAUCGACACCAAUGACAAUCGUCCCACCAUCCCCCAGCCCUGGGAGCUCCGAGUGUCAGAAGAUGCACUAUUGGGCUCAGAGAUUGCACAGGUAACAGGGAAUGAUGUGGACUCAGGACCAGUGCUGUGGUAUGCACUGAGUCCAUCUGGGCCCCAGGAUCCCUUCAGUGUUGGCCGCUAUGGAGGCCGCAUCUCCCUCAUGGGCCCCCUGGACUUUGAACAAUGUGACCGCUACCACCUGCAGCUGCUGGCGCAUGAUGGGCCUCAUGAGGGCCAUGCCAACCUCACGGUGCUUGUGGAGGAUGUCAAUGACAAUGCACCUGCCUUCUCACAGAGCCUCUACCAGGUGAUGCUUCUUGAGCACACACCCCCAGGCAGUGCCAUUCUCUCCGUCUCUGCCACUGACCAGGACUCGGGUGCCAAUGGUCACAUCUCCUACCACCUGGCUUCCCCUGCUGAGGGCUUCAGUGUUGACCCCAACAAUGGGACCUUGUUCACAACAGUAGGAACAGUGGCCUUGGGCCAUGAGAGUCCAGGAGUGGUAGAUGUGGUGCUGGAAGCACGAGACCAUGGGGCUCCAGGCCGCGCAGCACAAGCCACUGUGCAUGUGCAACUGCAGGACCAGAAUGACCACGCCCCUAGCUUCACAUUGCCACACUACCGUGUGUCUGUGACUGAGGAUCUGUCCCCUGGUUCCACCCUGCUCACCCUGGAGGCUACAGAUGCGGAUGGAAGCCGCACCCAUGCCGCCGUGGACUACAGCAUCAUCAGUGGCAACCGGGGCCGAGUCUUCCAGCUGGAACCCCGGCUGGCUGAGUCUGCAGAAGGUGUUGGACCAGGCCCCCAGGUGCUGGGCUGCCUGGUGUUGCUUGAACCUCUAGACUUUGAAAGCCUGACACAGUACAAUCUAACUGUGGCUGCAGCUGACCGGGGGCAUCCACCCCGCAGCUCAGCUGUGCCGGUCACUAUCACUAUACUGGAUGUCAAUGAUAACCCACCUGUCUUUACCCAAACAUCCUACCACGUGGCAGUACCCGAGGACACACCUGUUGGAGCCGAGCUGCUGCAUGUGGAGGCCUCUGACGCUGACCCUGGCCUUAAUGGCCUUGUGCGUUUCACCCUCAGUUCAGGUGACCCUUUGGGGAUCUUUGAGCUGGAUGAGAGCUCAGGUGCCUUGCGACUGGCACACCCCCUGGACUGUGAGACCCAGUCUCGACAUCAGCUUGUAGUGCAGGCUGCCAACCCUUCUGGGGCACACUUUGCUUUGGCACCAGUGACAAUUGAGGUCCAGGAUGUGAAUGAUCAUGGUCCAGUCUUCCCACUGAACCUGCUCAGCACCAGCCUGGCCGAGAACCAGCCUCCAGGCACUCUUGUGACCACUCUGCAUGCAAUUGAUGGGGAUGCUGGGGCUUUUGGGAGGCUCCGCUACAGCCUGUUGGAGGCUGGGCCAGGGCCUGAGAGCCGUGAGGCAUUUGCUCUGAACAGCUCAACUGGGGAGUUGCGGGCCCGUGGGCCCUUUGACUAUGAGCACACAGGAAGCUUCCGUCUGCUGGUGGGUGCUGCCGACAAAGGGAAUCUCUCAGCCUCUGUCACUGUGUCAGUACUGGUGACUGGAGAGGAUGAGUAUGACCCUGUCUUCCUGGCUCCAGCUUUCCACUUCCAAGUGCCAGAAGGUGCCAGGCGUGGCCACAACCUUGGUCACGUGCAGGCCACAGAUGAGGAUGGUGGUGCUGACGGCCUGGUGCUCUAUUCCCUUGCCACCUCGUCCCCUUAUUUUGGUAUCAACCAGACUACAGGUGCCCUGUACCUGAGGGUGGACAGUCGGGCACCAGGCAGCGGAACGGCCACCUCUGGGAGUGGGGGCCGGACCCGACGUGAGACACCACGAGAGCUGAGGCUGGAAGUGGUAGCACGGGGGCCUCUUCCUGGUUCCCGGAGUGCCACAGUGCCUGUGACUGUGGAUAUCACCCACACUGCACUGGGCCUGGCACCUGACCUCAACCUGCUAUUGGUGGGGGCUGUGGCCGCCUCCUUGGGAGUUGUGGUGGUACUUGCACUGGCAGCCCUGGUCCUAGGGCUCGUUCGGGCCCGUAGCCGCAAGGCUGAGGCAGCCCCUGGCCCAAUGUCUCAGGCAGCACCCCUAGCCAGCGGCUCCAUGCAGAAGCUGGGCCGGGAGCCACCCAGUCCACCACCCUCAGAGCACCUGUAUCACCAGACUCUCCCCAGCUAUGGUGGGCCAGGAGCUGGAGGACCCUACCCCCGUGGUGGCUCCCUGGACCCUUCACAUUCAAGUGGCCGAGGCUCAGCAGAGGCUGCGGAGGAUGAUGAGAUCCGCAUGAUCAACGAGUUCCCCCGUGUGGCCAGUGUGGCCUCCUCCCUGGCUGCCCGUGGCCCUGACUCAGGCAUCCAGCAGGAUGCAGACGGACUGAGCGACACAUCCUGUGAGCCACCAGCCCCUGACACCUGGUAUAAGGGCCGAAAGGCAGGGUUGCUGCUGCCAGGUGCGGGAGCCACUCUGUACCGAGAUGAGGGCCCCCCAGCCACUGCCACGGCCUUCCUGGGAGGCUGUGGCCUGAGCCCUGCACCCACUGGGGACUAUGGCUUCCCAGCAGAUGGCAAGCCAUGUGUGGCAGGCGCACUGACAGCCAUUGUGGCUGGCGAGGAGGAGCUCCGUGGCAGCUAUAACUGGGACUACCUGCUGAGCUGGUGCCCUCAGUUCCAGCCACUGGCCAGUGUCUUCACAGAGAUCGCUAGGCUCAAGGAUGAAGCUCGGCCGUGUCCCCCUGCUCCCCGUAUUGACCCACCACCCCUCAUCACUGCUGUGGCCCACCCAGGAGCCAAGUCUGUGCCCCCCAAGCCAGCAAGCACAGCUGCAGCCCGGGCCAUCUUUCCACCGGCCUCUCACCGCUCCCCUAUCAGCCAUGAAGGCUCCCUGUCUUCAGCUGCCAUGUCCCCCAGCUUCUCGCCCUCACUGUCUCCUCUGGCUGCUCGCUCACCUGUUGUCUCACCAUUUGGGGUGGCCCAAGGCCCCUCAGCCUCGGCACUAAGUGCAGAGUCUGGCCUGGAGCCUCCUGAUGACACAGAGCUGCACAUCUAGCUGUGGCCCAGGCUGGGCCCCGACCUGGGAUGCGCACAGUGUCCCCAAUGCAGGUCCCAUUCUGAGCCUGCCCUGGGCAGCCUCGGACCA
This is a messenger RNA of Galeopterus variegatus (Sunda flying lemur), 9645 nucleotides long. It is a transcript of the gene DCHS1, whose product is annotated as dachsous cadherin-related 1. The transcript has 22 exons. The coding region runs from base 1 to 9555 and encodes 3184 amino acids. Gene Ontology annotation, cellular component: plasma membrane. NCBI's taxonomy places the organism in Eukaryota, Metazoa, Chordata, Mammalia, Dermoptera, Cynocephalidae. Gene Ontology annotation, biological process: homophilic cell-cell adhesion. The record is from RefSeq and is a predicted model, not a curated record. Gene Ontology annotation, molecular function: calcium ion binding.